AUGGCGACCACCACAUCAACUCUCGAAGCCCGACAUAGUCCAUCAUUGAAACUGCCCCAUCAUGAUCCUCUCUACUUGCCGGUCAAUCGCUUCAACACCAUCGAUGGUCUCCUCAAGUCACACGCUGCAGAGUCCGAGCAGAAGCCAUUGAUAUGCUAUCCCAAGUCCGGAGCUGCAGAUUUCGAAGAGCACACUGCUGCAGAUAUUGAUCGAUAUACCGAUUCCGCCGUCGAGUACUAUCUCGCCAAUGGCCUCCAGCCUGCUGAUCCACUUGCAGAGGUUGCUCCAGUUGCGGCUUUGCUUGCCACUACAAGCUUUGAAUUCGUCGUUUCCAUCUUUGCUCUGAACCGGUUGGGUUGGACAAUUCUCUUCUUGUCCACUCGCUUGACCGCUCCUGCCUAUGCACGUUUGCUUGAAAUGGCUGACUGCAAGACCAUAAUCAUACCGGAUCAGCACAGACAGCUCAUAGAAGACAUUUGCGAAUUUCGCCCCGGCUGUGUCGCCAUUCCCAUCCUGCAGAGGAAGCACUAUCGAGACUGCUCACCAUCACCAGUAUAUCGUAGACACGGCGUUGAUCCUGCAGUAGAGGGCAAGAAAAUGGCUUGGAUCCUGCAUUCUUCCGGCUCCACUGGAUUCCCCAAACCAAUCUUUCUAUCAAACUUUGCAUGUCUCGCCAACUGCCGCAAGAGCUUUGGUCUUCGAGUCUUCUGCAUAUCUCCCCUCUUCCACUCACAUGGCUUGUUUGAGCUAGGACGCGCAUUCUAUACCAGGUCUACCAUGUACCUUGGUAAUCAUUCGAUGCCCGUUACUGCUCAGAAUCUCAUCGAUGCGUUGAAGGUUGCCAGACCGCAACAGAUCACUGCCGUACCUUAUGUUAUUCAACUCCUUGCUGAAAAACCCGAGGGUGUUGAACUGCUGGCCGACGCCAAACUUGUGCUUUUCGGGGGAAGUAGUUGCCCUGAUGAGCUUGGAGAUCGACUGGUCGCAAAUGGAGUGAAUCUCGUGGCGAAUUAUGGAUCGACUGAGACUGGUCAGAUCAUGACAUCCUUCAGACCACACGGAGAUACGGAAUGGCAGUACUUUCGGCUUGUUAAACCAGCUGCCGACUUUACGUUGAUGGACGAGAUUGCCCCUGGCGUGUUCGAAUGUGUUGGGUUGGAUGGUCUUCCUUCCAAAGGUCCAAGCAAUUCCGUGCCACCUUACAGUGCUUCGAAUCCAGAGAAUAGUUUCCGCACAGCAGAUCUCUUCACUCGGCAUCCGGACCCAGAGAAGUCCAAUCGCUACAAGUAUCUCUCCCGACUGGAUGAUCGGAUCACACUUGUGAACGGCGAGAAAGUUCUGCCUAUUCCUAUCGAGGGACAGAUCCGGCAGGAUCACCUCGUGCGAGAAGCUGCCGUGUUUGGGUUCCAACGAACGGUGCCUGGACUUCUCCUCUUCCGAUCGGAUGACAAAGGUACAGACUUGAACGAUGAUGAGUACCUCUCUGCUGUGUGGCCAUCUAUAGAGAAGGCCAAUCGCCAGGCCGAGUCGUUCUCCAGAAUUCCAAGGGAAUUGGUGGUGGUAAUUGGAGCCGACGUCAUAUAUCCAAAGACCGAUAAAGGGACGUUCAUCCGCGCUCAAGUGUACCAGCAGUUCGCGGAAGAGAUCAAAGCAGCAUACGAAGCGUUCGACAAUGCCAACAACAGCACAUCCGGAUCUCUACAGCUGACGAUUCCCGAACUGGAACAAUGGCUCCUCUCACAAUUCUCAACCGAGCUGGAGAUACAUCUACCUUCUGCUGACACCGAUAUCUUCUCCGCCGGAGUCGACAGUCUACAAACCACGCGAAUAUGGCGCAUCAUCAAGCGCGAUCUUGAUCUUGGCCAAGCAGAAGMAAACCUGAGCCAGAAUAUAGUAUUCGAAAAAGCCACAGUGCGACAGCUCGCCAGAUAUCUCCACCAAUUAAGGACUGGAGAAGACGCCGGAGAGUCCGAAGAUGAAAUCAAAGUUAUGAAAGAGAUGGUUGAUCGAUACUCGAAUUUCACUCAUCAUUUCCCUGCUCAGAGCCAUUUCCCUCUUGGUCAGAAUCAAAAUCAAAUCGUAGCGGUAACUGGAGCGACCGGAAACCUCGGAGCAUUCAUCGUAGCAGAAUUAGCAAAACGUCCCGAAGUAACUGAGAUCUGGGCACUCGUGAGAGCUCCCGGACAAGCAGCAGCUGGAGCUCGUCUCAUUCAAUCCCUCAAAUCCCGCGGCAUACAUCUCACAGAGCACCAAAACUCCAAAAUCCGCGCCCUGCCAUCAGAUUUCAGCAAAGUAGACCUGGGACUCGAUCAGCAUGACCUGGAUCACUUCUUAACAUCACUCACUCAUGUCAUCCACUCUGCAUGGGCUGUGAAUUUCAAUCUCGGAGUUCGCAGUUUCGAAGCUCAACAUAUUCGCGGGACUUACAAUCUCAUUAAUCUCUGUCUUCGCAGCCGCCUCCCAAAGCCCGCAAGGUUCUUCUUUUGUAGCAGUGUCAGCGCCGCGAUAUCAACUCCUCCACCAGCUAUAAUUCCCGAAACGGCAGUGGAGAAUUUCGAACAUGCUCAGCGGAUGGGAUAUGGCCGGAGUAAACUUGUCACGGAACAUAUUACUCGCCACGCAAUGCGACAGACGGGAAUGCAAGCUCGAGUUCUAAGGAUUGGACAGUUGAGUGGGGAUACUUCUACGGGAUACUGGAAUGAGACGGAAGCUAUCGCAUUGAUGAUCAGAAGUGCUUUAACGACGGGAACUUUGCCUGAAAUUGAUGAGAGGCUGAGUUGGUUGCCUGUGGAUAUCUGCGCGAAAACAGUCGUGGAAAUCUCGCUUUCGGACUCUGUCGUCGCGGAGUCAAGACGUGCGGAUGAUGCGGAUCUGGUCUAUCAUCUCGUCAACCCAGAGACUUUUAGCUUCAAGCGCGAUUUACUUCCUGCGCUUAAGAGAUGCUCGAAGAUGCCGCCUUUUCAGAUUGUUAGUCCGGCUGAGUGGUUGGAGAGACUUUCCAAUAGCGAGCAGGACCCGGUGAAGAAUCCUAGUAUCAAGCUUCUUGAUUUCUGGCGCAGGAAAUAUGGGGGAGUAGCGAGCUCAGUGGCGGAUGAGGUGGAGCCUGUUGGGUUGACUUUCGAGACAUUGAAGACCAUUCAAGAUUGUCCUUCUCUGGGAUUUGUGAAGGAUCCUGUUAGUGUGGGAUUGGUUGAGAAGUAUCUUGAGGUGUGGCUUUCAAGGUGGCUCUCAUAA
Ramularia collo-cygni is the source of this 3234-nucleotide messenger RNA. Its product is annotated as related to nonribosomal peptide synthetase MxcG. The record is from RefSeq and is a predicted model, not a curated record. The transcript has 3 exons. NCBI's taxonomy places the organism in Eukaryota, Fungi, Ascomycota, Dothideomycetes, Mycosphaerellales, Mycosphaerellaceae. The coding region runs from base 1 to 3234 and encodes 1077 amino acids.